CUGAUGAGCAGGGCUAACUCCUGGCCCAGUUCGUUUCAAUUAAAGAUUUGUAAGUAAAGUAAUGCUUGAGUCCUUUUCUUUCUUAGUAACCCAUUUCAGUUUCAUAAUUCUCAUUGUAAGGAAGUUCUUUAUCAAAUAUUAUGUCUCAGGUUUUAAAAAAAGAAGCUAGGCCCAAGUUCAUUUAGCCUGAACAAGACACAAUUCUACAUGGAAGGAGGAAGGUAAAUGGGAUGACUUCUGGUCAUCCCCUGAAGUCUAAUUCCAUGACCUUGUCAGCAGUGAAAUAUCAGGAGAACCUCCCCUCACCACCCUCUUCCUCUACUCUCCUCUUCCCUGCCCAAUACAGCACUUGUCAGGGAUAGGGAAUUUUAGAUGGAGAAUUUUAACCCCUUCCUGCUCAGAGCAUGUGUGGAUCCCCCUAUCUGUGCAGAUGGCAAGGCCCCGCCCCCCGUCCCUCACUCCAGCCUCUUGAGCUCAGAGCCAGUGUAAUCCUCCUCUUGUGUGAGGAAGCCUCUCCCCUGCAGAGAGGAGGAAAGCCUGCCUCGGAACAGCUCUGGACAAAGGGGCUGAGAUGCCCCGUCAAACCACAGCCUCCAAGGUUUGAAACGGGGUGAAACCUAAGUGGGAUCUGCAGUUUUUAACCCCUUCCCUAGGCUGGUAGUGCCCCUUAACUUCCACGCCUCCCCCAACUCUUCAUUCCCUCUGUAGCUUGGCUCUCCCUUCAUGCCCCUCCCCCUCUGCCUCCAGACUCUGCUGCUGGGAGGUGUUUCUCUCCCAUGCAUGAAUGAGUCUCUGUAAUGAAUGGAAAUGAAUGGAUCAGGAAUCCAGGAAGGGGGAGGGGGAGGAGGAAAGACCAGAAGACUGGUGCCGGCAAAGGCAAGGAGGAGGAACCUGGAGGGAUUUUGGCUGACUGGCCCCGGGUCUGAGAGGAGCUGGUCCCACUUGGAUAGCAGGAGUAUGGCUAGCCCUCCACAUUUGUUUAUCCCGUGGCACAGCCCAAUGCAAGUGGAAGAGGGGUAUACUAUGAUGGCCUCCCACAUUGUGUGUGUGUGUGUGUGUGUGUGUGUGUGUGUGUGUAUGGUGGUUCUGGACUAGGGGUUUAAAACAUCGUCUGGGGGAGGACUUCUGGGUGUGUCAUACAAAUUGGCAGAUGGAGGGGUGCAAGUUUUGAGGACAGCAGAUAGGAAGCAUGUGAUGCAUCAGGAUCCAAGCAGGAAGAAGGGACGGGUUUUAGGAGUACAGGCUGCAAGGUGGGGUGACUUUACUGCUGAAAGCCAGGGCUCAUCUCUCCUCCAAUCAAUCUGUCUUGUUUUAGCACCUCCGCACCUGUUGCCUUCAUUAGCAGCUUUUCCUUCUUCCUCCUUCCAAUCCUCAGAACCAAAGAAUGUGAAGGGGGUCCAUGGAGGGCUCACGUCCCCGCGUCUUGGUCGGCCACCUAGAGCCUUCCCCACCAGCCUUCGACGGCGAGCUGGAUCUGCAGCACUACUCCAACGGACCAGGUGUGAGCGCCGGGUCUCCUGGGAUGGGAGCAGUGGGCUGGACUGAGACUCGUGCAGGCGAACGGCGCUUCCCCUGUCCUGUGUGCGGAAAGCGCUUCCGAUUCAAUUCCAUCCUGGCUUUGCACCUGCGAGCCCACCCGGGUGCCCAAGCCUUCCAGUGUCCACAUUGUGGCCACCGCGCAGCGCAGCGGGCUCUGCUGCGCUCACAUCUCCGAACGCACCAGCCCGAGCGUCCACGAAGCCCUGCUGCACGGCUGUUGCUGGAGUUGGAGGAACGCGCCCUACUACGUGAAGCCCGACUGGGGAGAGCCAGAAGCUCAGGGGCCAUGCAGGCUACCCCUGCCGCAGAGGGCCUGGCGCGCCCUCAGGUUCCUUCCUCGUCUGCCUUCCCUUGCCCUUUCUGCAAAGGCAAGUUUCGCACCUCGGCGGAGCGGGAACGCCACCUGCAUAUCCUGCACAGGCCCUGGAAGUGCAGCUUGUGCAGUUUUGGCUCCAGCCAGGAGGAGGAGUUGCUGCACCACAGUCUGACGGCCCACGGGGCUCCCGAGCGCCCCCUGGCGGCCACUUCUACGCCCGAACCCCCGCCUCCACCUCAGCCCGAACCCAGAUCUGCCCUUGAGCCUGAGACUGAACCUGAACCUAGGCCAGAGCCUGAACGUGAGGCGAACCCGGCGCCGACUCCUGCACCUCCGGAGGAACCCCCUGCGCCACCUGAGUUCCGAUGCCAGGUGUGCGGCCAGAGCUUUACGCAGUCCUGGUUUCUCAAGGGUCACAUGCGCAAGCACAAGGCCUCCUUUGAUCAUGCGUGCCCCGUGUGUGGCCGCUGCUUCAAGGAGCCCUGGUUCCUUAAGAACCACAUGAAGGUGCACACCAGCAAGCUGGGUCCUUUGCGUACCCCGGGGCCUGGCUCUACGCCUGCCAGGGCCCCACAGCCUCCUGACCUGAGCCUCCUGGCUUAUGAGCCACUGGGCCCUGCGCUCCUCCUGGCGCCAGCACCCACCCCGGCUGAGCGCCGAGAGCCCCCGAGCCUCUUAGGCUACCUGAGUGUACGAGCUGGGGAGGUACGACCCAAUGGUGAGGGUGCCGACCCUGGAGCUGGCCGAAACUAUGGAGGAUUCCGCCCGCUGCCUUCAGCUCUUCCCAAUCGGGCUCGGCGACACCGCACAGAGGAACCAGAGGAGGAAGAAGAAGUGGCGGAGGCGGAAGAGGAGAGCUGGGCCCGGGGCAGGUCGCUGGGCACUCUGACUUCCCUGCACCCCCACCCAGGUGAGGGGUCAGGACAGUCUGCACCUGCCGUGGGGGCCCAGGCAAGAUCUACGGCCACCCAAGAAGAAAAUGGGCUGCUGGUUGGAGGGACCCGAAACGAAGCGGGCCGUGGGGCCACUGGCAAGGAUUGCCCCUUCUGUGGGAAAUCUUUCCGCUCUGCGCAUCACCUGAAAGUGCAUCUCCGCGUGCACACAGGUGAGCGUCCCUACAAGUGUCCACACUGCGACUAUGCAGGUACCCAGUCGGGCUCGCUCAAGUAUCACCUUCAGCGUCACCACCGAGAGCAGAGAAGCAGUGCAGGUCCUGGGCCUCCUCCAGAACCCCCGCCCCCUUCCCCGCGGGGCUCAGCCUCACUGCAGCAGCAGUCGGGAGCCAAGCCAACUCAGGCCUCUGCCACCUGGGUGGAGGGCACCGCAAGUACCCGGCCUCCGAGCAGCACCGGACCAGGGUCCCGUAGGAAGCCUGCCAGCCCUGGGAGGACCCUGCGCAACGGGAGAGGUGGUGAGGCUGAACCCCUGGACCUGUCCCUACGGGCAGGCCCGGGAGGUGAGGCCGGGUCAGGGGGUGCCCUUCACCGCUGCCUCUUCUGCCCCUUUGCCACUGGAGCCCCUGAGCUCAUGGCCUUGCAUCUGCAAGUACAUCACAGCCGUAGGGCUCGGGGCCGCCGGCAGCCCCGAGCUGACACGUCUCCGCCCUAUGUCCGAGCAGCGUCGGGAGAGACGCCUCCCAGCCCUCCCCUAGAAGAGGAGGGCAGUCCUGGGCUGUCUAGAUCUGGAGAGGCAGGUCUUGGGGGGCAAGAACGGUAGGAGGGAGCCCUCUUAGGAGUGAUUAGCUUAGUAAGCUUACCCCGCAGGAGCGGGGAAGUGCUAGAGGUAGUUGGGUAGAGCAGCCAGCAGGGAGCAGUGUGGGACCCGUAUCCCAGCCCAAGGUGGACCAAGAGGUAAAGUGGGCAGUGGGUGAAGGAGAGUGGGCCAGCUGUACCCACCCAGCCCAGGGGAGUCACAGUGCCUUAGAAGUGGCAGAGGGGAGGGUCAAAGAGCGGGGUCCUAGGGCUGGUAGAGGAUGUGUUCCUGGUGAGGAACCGCUCUGCCAGUUUCUGCUGGUCCAUAGGCAUGAGAGUUUAUUUUUGUAUAAGGGGUGGGGGUGGGGGGCACUGUACCCUUCUAGCCCUAUCAGGGGCCCUGUAGACGUUGCUAUUUUUGGUACGAUUCCUGUCAUCCCUGUUGAAGAGUCAUGUCCCCAAUAAACAGGUGUCUUGAGGCACAA
Messenger RNA from Peromyscus eremicus (cactus mouse), 4031 nucleotides. RefSeq names its product zinc finger protein 219 (gene Znf219). Gene Ontology annotation, molecular function: DNA-binding transcription factor activity, RNA polymerase II-specific; RNA polymerase II cis-regulatory region sequence-specific DNA binding. The transcript has 4 exons. Gene Ontology annotation, cellular component: nucleus. The record is from RefSeq and is a predicted model, not a curated record. Gene Ontology annotation, biological process: regulation of DNA-templated transcription. Lineage: Eukaryota; Metazoa; Chordata; Mammalia; Rodentia; Cricetidae. Bases 1400 to 3571 code for a protein of 723 amino acids.